AUGCAGGUCAUCUUGCUGGAGCUACAUAGGUGGGUGGUUUCAUCGUGCUCGUGGAACGGCUUAGUCACCGGAUCGGGAUGCAGCGCUCUGGUGAAGGUGCAAGACGCAGUCAAGCGAGAGCUGGAGAAGGGGCGCUUCAAUCGUUUCUUCCGACGGGAAAAGCUUCGCGGGAAGGCGCAGGAAUGCCUACUGAAGCUGGACGAUGCGUGGCGUUCGUUUGACACCGCGAUCCUGGUGCGACUGGAGCGCCAGGUUGAAUCGCUUAAGAGCCAGGUUGAGUCGCAAGCUCCAUUCGAACCCGGCUCCUUGGUCAGUGCCUCCGCUCUUCCGACUACAGCGUUAUUCUCACAGCUGCUGUCAGAUAUACAGCGCACAGAAGCCCACACGAAGAUACCGUACAGAACCAGGACCCACCACGGUUAUCAAUACAGCGCUAUAUUGGGUACUCGUCCGGUGACAGUGCGCACGUAUGGUCACAAGCUCAAGGAUAACGUUUUCGAAAGCAUCCAAAUGUAUUCUGAGAACAAUCACGAGUCCCACGAAACCUUGAGCAAUGUGAUCGCUAUGGCUCGCCCUCAGGCCGGAACCCAAUUCUAUGUCCUGGACGGUCUACAAAGAUCUAUAUUGACAGACUUCGACAGUAAGGACCCCGUGAUUUGGGUUCAGAAGCUUUUUCAGCAUGAAAGGUCGCUAAGAGCGGAAACGUCCCAGUUGGUCGAUGCAACGGCCCACAGAGAUCCUAGGCAGCACUUCCUUCCCGGUACGGACUGUCCUAUUCCACCUCUGUUCCAGGCUCAUAUACGAUUCACAGAGGCUCCAGUUGUGCACAACUCGGGGUCCACUUUUGAUGCUCUGGUACAGGCGCACGACCAUGUCUCUCAUUCCAAUUUCUCUCGUCUCUGGGAUUUCGUCGCCAGACAUAUACCGUUCCACCUCCUGGAGAUCCCUGACAACGAUGCCAAGCCGGGCGACUAUGGCUACAUUACAAAUCACCCCGACGGCCCCCGUUUCACGUACCUCGGAAAUAUCGAUGAUGUAUUCGAAUCCUCAGUCGAUAUUGUGUCUGAAGAGGGUCGGAUUUAUCACGACAAGCGUAGGGCCCCGUUAAAGCACUCAACUUGGUCAAACAACGCAGUCGAGAGUGAGGAAUUCACCAUUGUUCCAUCCCAGAACGACCCGGGUCGUUGGUGCAUCGGCCAACAAAUCCUAUACAGCAUAUCAGACGACACAUCCUACAAAUUCUUCACCGACCACGCACUACGUCUGUCCCGCCUACAUGGUAUAGACCUAUCAGAUCUCUUUCUCGUCGAUGGCCGCUAUUAUGAGGCGUGGGCGUGCACUGGCGAAGAUCACACGCACGGUACACACACAACGGCGUGGCUUCACAAGCAGCCACUUGACGAGCACGGUGUGCCCCACAAGCCGUGGGCGUACUGGUCCUUUGAUGAGGAGCCAGUGCCCGUAGGACACCCGCCGCCAGACGUUCCACAGGGCCCUGGAUGCUUCUGGGUGGAACGGGCAAGGCUAUUGGCCAGCUGUCUCACUCCGUUUACAGCUCGAAUGAACGUGAUGCUCGCGGAGGCCAGCGAACGUGAUCGGGCGGCGGGUGCACGCAGGAAACUCGCGGACACUGGAAAGCUUGAGCCACGCGCGGGGCCAUCAUGCGCCGGAGAGAGCUCAGACGACGAUGACGAUGCGGGCUUCGGUCUCGGCGCGCGCUCGGCGAAUACGCCCUCUCAGAGCGCGGGCCACUGCGCGCGCGGAAGUGCGGGAACUGCGCGAUCGCCUUCUCGGGGCACGCCACGCCGGGCACGACAUCCUAAGACGGUCGCGGCCCACGAGCGCGCGCCGCAGGAGACGAGCGAGACGUGGUCCGGCGAGCGAGCUGAGCUCGCGAGGUCGGUGCGGGAAGGUCGAGAGGUGGCCGGUGGACGAAAGAGCGUGUACCCGAGCUCCUGGAACUCUGGUGGGAUCGGAGGCGGGCACGCGUGA
Molecule: messenger RNA, 1992 nt
Organism: Epithele typhae
Lineage: Eukaryota; Fungi; Basidiomycota; Agaricomycetes; Polyporales; Epitheliaceae
Exons: 14
Coding region: 1-1992 (663 amino acids)
Source: RefSeq, a predicted model, not a curated record